AAAGGAAUUUGUAGAGUCGAAGAGUGAAUGACUCAAAUAAGACUUCAUUGUCAAAAAUUCCAAAUACUCAAAAAAAAAAAGAAAAAAAGAGAGACUUCAUUGUCAAAAACAACUUGGCUGUUGAGGCCGACUCCGAAACUGCGAUCAAAAGCUUAAACAACCGACACUCCCACUAACCGUUUGCAAACAGACCCCAACCAAACGGCCCUCAAAUUCUCCGCCGUCGACGUCGCCGCACGCACACAGUAGACGUGUAUAUAGAUUGAUCACUAUGGCGGCUAUGAUGUCGGAGAAGAUGGUGGACCCCACCCCAACGCCUGCGGCCUCAAUCACUCGCAAUUCUUCCGAACAGUUUUCCGCCGAAUCUCCGGCCGAUUCACCGUCUCUGGAACCACCCAAUCGCUCACCCUCCUCCACUCCCAGUCCUUCCAGGCAGCAGCUUGAUGAUCUUCAGGGUCACCUGCCUACGAGAGUUGAAGAGUAUCGGCAGCUGUUUCGUCUUCCAUCUGAUGAAGUUCUCAUCCAAGAUUUUAACUGUGCCUUGCAAGAGAAUUUUCUUCUUCAGGGUCAUAUGUACCUCUUUGGCCACUAUAUCUGCUUCUAUUCCAACCUAUUUGGAUUUGAGACAAAGAAAGUUAUUCCAUUUAAUGAAAUCACAUCAUUACGAAGAGCAAAAGCAGUAGCUGUUUUUCCAACUGCUAUAGAAAUAAUAGCUGGCGGGAAGAAGUACUUCUUUACCUCUUUUUUAUUCCGUGAUGAAGCUUAUAAGCUUAUCAAUGAAGGUUGGCUGCACCAUGGCUGUGGGUCUAAGGAAAUUACAGAUCAACAGGAGCCAAAGCCUGAUGUACCAAGCCAGGAAAACGGCAUCUAUAUAGUUGAAGAAUCAGGUAGUGCUAGACAAUCAUUGGAUGAGUCAGAUAUCACUGGAAGUGAUAACAAUCACAACAAUCACCUCAUAUCGGAAGGAUCCAAACAUUUAGCUGAUGGUGAACCUGAAAUUAUCCCAACAUCGUCAGUCAUGGAAGUUAAGGAAGAGCCCAGUGCACUGUCUGCUCCUGUUAUUGAGUGUUCAUCAUCAGGAAAAUCUUCUACAUGGGAGCCUGAGCCUACUGAUGCACCUGGAGUUCCUGAAGGCUACACCAGAGUUGCAGAGUCAAAGUUUCCGGUACGAGCAGAGGACUUCUUUAAUAUAUUCUUCUCUGAUGAUAGUGUUAGUUUCCAUGAGUCAUUUCAUGCAAAGUGUGGUGAUAAAGAUUUCAAGUGUUCAUCAUGGCAUCCUCAUGAAAAAUUUGGGCAUACCCGUGAUGUAUCAUUUCAGCAUCCAAUUAAACUUUAUUUUGGUGCAAGAUUUGGUAGCUGUCAAGAGGUUCAGAAAUAUAGAGUUUAUAGGAACAGUCAUUUGAUCAUUGAUACUUCUCAAAAUAUUAGUGAUGUACCAUACGGGGACUACUUUGCUGUAGAGGGACGUUGGGAUGUCGAGCAAGAGGGAAAUGAUUCAACGCCUUGCUGCACUUUGAGAGUUUACACCAAUGUGGCCUUUUCAAAGAGAACCAUGUGGAAAGGGAAGAUAGUUCAGUCUACAAUAGAAGAGUGCCGAGAAGCUUAUGCAAUUUGGAUAGACUUGGCACACAAAGUGUUGAAGCAGAAGAACUUGGAGAAAGGAGGGGUUUCUGCUCCCAACACGAUCCCAAAUAUAGAAGUUCAACCAGAAAAGCAAAGAAUCAGUUUGCAAAACCUGGAAUCAAAGGCGAGUGAUGUGGGAAUAUCAGCAAUCUUGCCUGACGUGACGGAUAUGAACCAACGAGUCACUUAUCUUCCGCAAGGAAAUGCUAGUGAGGCAUUAGCUGGAUCUCUAUUUAGAAAUCCCCUUGCCAAAUUCUAUACAUCAAUAAAACAUAUGAGCACUCCAUCCCUAUUUCUGGUCGUUACUAUUGCUGUGAUUCUCGUUUUAAUGCAGUUAAGCAUCCUCGUGUUAUUAAGUAGACCCCAGCGGAUCCACGUGAUCCCUCAGGCAGGCUUCACGAGCGGCAUGGAAAAUAGAGGGGAGGCAGUCGCCUCUGUGAGCAGGCAAAUCAAGUAUCUGAAGGAGGAGAUGCAUUUUGUGGAGACUUUGCUGGAGAAGAUGCAACAUGAGCAUGCUCAACUCAAAGGAAAAUUAAGAGAAUUAGAGCUGUUCAGGAACCAUCGUAUCUGAGAAAAAGGUGUUUGUACAUUUUGACAUUUUUUUGGUGAAAGUUUGUCUGUGUCAGCUCCCUCCAUUAUUCGAGUUUCAUUGUACAUCUGUAAAGAAGGCCUCAUCAACCAGGGACUUUUGUAUUCUAUGACUCACUCACUACAUGUAAUGGCUCUCUCUCUCUCUCUCUCAUAUUUGGCAGUAUGGAGUAAUUACUUUUACA
Messenger RNA from Salvia miltiorrhiza (redroot sage), 2396 nucleotides. Its product is annotated as protein VASCULAR ASSOCIATED DEATH 1, chloroplastic. The record is from RefSeq and is a predicted model, not a curated record. NCBI's taxonomy places the organism in Eukaryota, Viridiplantae, Streptophyta, Magnoliopsida, Lamiales, Lamiaceae. The transcript has 18 exons. The coding region runs from base 272 to 2194 and encodes 640 amino acids. Gene Ontology annotation, biological process: negative regulation of programmed cell death.